Messenger RNA from Stomoxys calcitrans (stable fly), 891 nucleotides. RefSeq lists its product as uncharacterized. The coding region runs from base 1 to 891 and encodes 296 amino acids. Lineage: Eukaryota; Metazoa; Arthropoda; Insecta; Diptera; Muscidae. The transcript has 4 exons. The record is from RefSeq and is a predicted model, not a curated record.
AUGUAUCAGCAUAUACGGAGAGGCGAUGUUAUCUGGACACGGAUACUAUCGCUAGAACCCACACAGGAAGUAGUGUUAGUAGGUGAUAUAAGGCACACUCUCUUUCGUAGUCGCCGCUGGUGCAAAAUAUGGACAACAUUAGAGGCGAAGAUUGGGGAAAUGAGAGCUGACAAUAUAAUGAUGAAGCUGAGCAGCAGCAAGGAUAGCUGGAAGGCUGUGACAAAUGUUGACAAGAUGAUAACCAAGUCUAAGAAUGAAGACCUUGACGUGAUAAAAAUCCCAAUCACUUUUGCUUUGGUUGCUGCUGCCGCUGCUCAACUCAACAAUGAGUAUUUGCCCCCCAAUGCUGGUGGUGGUGGUAGGUGCCGCUGUUGGUGCAGCCAGCUUUGGGUGUUGCCCAGUCCGCUCCCGCUGAAGUGGCCUUCCGCUGCUCCAGCCCCUGAAGUCAGCUAUGCUGCUCCAGCUGCUGCCCCAGCUGCUGAUUUGGCCUACUCUGCCCCAGCUGCUUCGUACGAAGCCAGCUAUGAAAGCGAGGCUGCUGAGCCAGCUCACAGCUUCUCCCAAGAUGAUGGUUACCCUGCUCAGUCCUACUCUGCUCCAGCUCCAGCUGCCCAAUCUUACUCUGCUCCAGCCCCAGCUGCCCAAUUCUUACUCCCUGCCCAAUCUUACUCUGCUCCAGCUGCUCAAUCUUACUCUGCUCCAGCUCCAGCUGCCCAAUCUUACUCUGCUCCAGCUGCCCAAUCUUACUCUGCUCCAGCUCCAGCUGCUCAGUCUUACUCUGCUCCAGCUCAAGCUGCUGCCGAUUCUGGUGCUUCUGCCUCCUUCUCGGAUGCUGAUGGCUACCGUUACAAGACUCACCGUCGUGUUGUCUACCGUCGCAACCGUUUCUAG